Molecule: messenger RNA, 809 nt
Organism: Lotus japonicus
Lineage: Eukaryota; Viridiplantae; Streptophyta; Magnoliopsida; Fabales; Fabaceae
Product: 60S ribosomal protein L17-2
Exons: 7
Coding region: 109-627 (172 amino acids)
Biological process (GO): cytoplasmic translation
Cellular component (GO): cytosolic large ribosomal subunit; ribosome
Molecular function (GO): structural constituent of ribosome
Source: RefSeq, a predicted model, not a curated record
GCUGAGUGGACUAGGGUUUAAACCCGAACUAGCUAUAUAAACUCUGUUAACCCUUCAGAGGUUCGAUCCUCCACUGUCUCUGUUUCUGCGUAACCUGAAGCCGUCGUCAUGGUGAAGUACUCACAAGAGCCUGAUAAUCCCACCAAGUCUUGCAAGGCCAGAGGCUCUGACCUUAGAGUUCAUUUCAAGAACACUAGGGAAACAGCGCAUGCCAUCCGCAGGUUGCCUUUGGCAAAGGCCAAAAGGUAUUUAGAGGAUGUGCUUGCUCACAAACAGGCCAUUCCAUUCAGACGUUUCUGUCGUGGUGUUGGGAGGACAGCCCAAGCCAAGAACAGGCACUCCAAUGGACAAGGACGCUGGCCUGCCAAGUCAGCUAAAUUCAUCCUAGACUUGCUUAAGAAUGCCGAGAGCAAUGCUGAAGUCAAAGGUUUGGAUGUUGAUGCUCUUUACAUCACUCAUGUCCAAGUCAAUCAGGCACAGAAGCAAAGGCGCAGAACAUACCGAGCCCACGGGAGAAUCAACCCUUACAUGUCAUCUCCUUGCCACAUAGAAUUGAUUUUGUCUGAAAAGGAAGAGCCUGUCAAGAAGGAGCCUGAGACGCAGCUUGCAGCAAGCAAGAAGUCCUAAGCGUGCUUCAUCUAUUAGCUAAAUUGUUGAGGCCCUUAUCGUGUCAAGAGGACAAUUUUGUUGGUUGUUUUACUUUUUCUGUCAUUUGUUGAGCUAUUCCUAGAAAAAUCUUUAACGCUAUGUUUUGUCUCAUACUGUGUUUAAAUACUUUGAAUUAAUUGGGAAACCUCUUAGUUUUUUUA